AUGGUGCUUACGCCCCCCGCCUGGCGUACGCUGCACAUGCUUCUCCGUUGGCGUACACAGCCCGUGCCACACCUCUGGCAUAUGGACACCACGCUGCGCCCCUCGCUCAUGCCACCAUUGCAGCACCUCUGGCCUACAACACUUACGCCGCACCUCUGUCUUACCGUACCAUCGCUGCACCUCUUGCCUACGGCGCUGUCGCGUACGGUUCCCAUGGAGCUUAUGGAGCCUAUAGACAUGCCGCCCGUUACAACUAUUAAAUUGUUUAUGAACGAAACGGACCAAUUUGUACAAUUAUACUAUUAUUAUUUAUUGAGAAAA
Molecule: messenger RNA, 321 nt
Organism: Iphiclides podalirius (scarce swallowtail)
Lineage: Eukaryota; Metazoa; Arthropoda; Insecta; Lepidoptera; Papilionidae
Source: the annotation of a GenBank genome assembly